CCCGACAUUGAUUAUACCGGAUCUGUCCCACCUCAGUACUGUCUAGAGUAACCCCUGUGGGAGAAGCAGCAGCCAUGAACCCUCAACAGAUGGAACAGAUGGGUCAGUUCAAGAUCACAAUGUGGGAGGAGGAGAACUUCCAGGGAAAGCGUUGUGAGUUCAUGCUGGAAUGCCCAAACAUCAUGGAUAGAGGCUUCAACAAGAUCCGCUCCAUCAAGGUUGAGAAUGGACCUUGGGUGGGUUUUGAGUACCCAGAGUUCCAGGGACAGCAGUUUAUCCUGGAGAAGGGAGACUAUCCUCGCUAUGAGGCCUGGAGUGGAAAUAGCAGCUACAGAACCGAGCACAUGCUUUCCUUCAGACCCAUCAAGUGCGCUAAACACAGUGACAGCAAGGUGACCAUGUACGAGUGUGAGGACUUCCAGGGACGCAAGUUUGAGUUGUGCGAUGACUACCCCUCCCUACAGGCCAUGGGCUGGUGCAGCAAGGAGGUUCCCUCCAUCAAAGUCAACUCGGGAGCCUGGGUGGCCUACCAGUUCCCUGGUUACCGUGGCUACCAGUACAUCCUGGAGAGAGACAGACGCCAAGGCGAGUACAGAAACUACAAUGAGUACAGCACCCAGGCUCAUACCAACCAGGUGCAGUCCAUUCGUAGGAUUCAGCACUAAGAUUUCACUCUGCCCGCCUUAUCUGAUCUGAAAAGGAAAAAAAAAGAAACUCUCCCUUAACGGCCUCCUCAACUCGGACCCUGGACAGAACGCUGUCACAGAACAGUAGAUGGACAAAUUCUUUCUAAAGCUCUGUGGCUCUGCAUGUAUGGAUAUUUAGGUGCCUAACUCUAUCAUCAUGCUAAAGCAUGUUCUUGAAAUAGGAAAUAAAGGCUUUUCUUUCAAACUAGAGACUGUUUGUCGGUAUUCUUUUUUUUUUCCCAAAUGAUAUUUUCACCCCUCGAUAAAAAUGAAUAAUAGGAUAUGAACGCAGUCGCAGUUCCCCUGCUGCGCCAUCAGACAAUAUGUACAAGAAUAAGGGGUCAUACUACAGAUGUGCAAGCAUUACAGAGUCGGGGCUGCUUGAACUAGACUGCUAGCACACACAGAUUUUGAGUUGUAUUUACUGAAGACAUACUCAGCCUUUUGGUGAACAUUCAUGGAAAGAUUUGAUUCUGUUAGGCUUUAGGAUAUGUAACAUUGUUCUUGUCAGACUGUUUUCUUAUUUCCAAUAAACAAGAGCAUGAGAUUCUAUUUGUUUCAAUUUUAUUUUUUUACAACUGUUAAAUGUGCCAAUAAUGGAGAUUUGGUUAUUUUAGAAAUGUUCAUUACAGCUUAAUGACUUCAGAGAGAAAUAUAAACCCCUUUAUUCUAUCCUCGCAUAAUUUGGAUUUUCUUAUUUGCUCUUGCUUUAUUGGUGUUUGUGUAGUAAACGUAGUCAUCUGAGUCUUUACAUCCACAGUGGACCCAGAGCCAGUGGUGCAGGCCUGUGUGUGACAGAAUAGUAUUUGGCACCAUGAUGUGUUCUUAUUUUAAGUGUCUGAUAGAA
Molecule: messenger RNA, 1533 nt
Organism: Menidia menidia (Atlantic silverside)
Lineage: Eukaryota; Metazoa; Chordata; Actinopteri; Atheriniformes; Atherinopsidae
Source: the annotation of a GenBank genome assembly